AUGGCAAGCAAUUCAGCCGCUAUCAAAGUUUUAGUUGCAGAUAUGGAAGAGGAAAUGCAGCAAUUUGCUCAGCAAACGACAAUUCAUGCUUUUGAGUCUAAUAGAUUGGAAAGGGAUAUAGCGAAUAGUAUCAAAAAAGCUUUUGAUUCACAAUAUCAACAGGUAUGGAAUUGCAUUGUGGGAAGAGACUUCGGAAGCCACGUUGUAUAUCAGACGAAAAGGUAUAUUUUCUUAGCUUAUCAUAAUAACGUCAAUGUUCUCAUCUGGAAGUCUAACUAA
Messenger RNA from Blepharisma stoltei, 279 nucleotides. The record is from the annotation of a GenBank genome assembly. NCBI's taxonomy places the organism in Eukaryota, Ciliophora, Heterotrichea, Heterotrichida, Blepharismidae.